AUGCUGCCCCGCGGGCUCCUCUCCCUCCUCGCCCUCUUCUCCCUUCCCGGGGCUGCUGCUCCCGCGCUGGAUGAAGACGAUGACUACGACCUCCUGUACGUGAAUCUGGACAAUGAAAUCGAGGGUCCUGCUCACGGCCCGGAGGAAACUGUUUCGUGCGACUGCCAGCGAGAGCACAGCAAGUGGGACAAGCUCUUCAUCAUGCUGGAGAACUCGCAGAUGAAGGAGAACAUGAUGCUGCAGGGGCUGGACGAGAUGCUGAAGGGGGACCUGCAGGGGCUGAAAGCAGAGCUGAGCCAGCUCAGCACCAGCCUCGCGGGCACCUUCGCUGCCCUGGCCGAGCAGGUCACCUCCCACCUGGUGGCACAGGUAGAGCAGGUGCUCCUGAGGAGCGGUGAGCAAGCCAAGAGGCUCCAGGAGUCUGAGCAAGGCAAGGUUCUCCAGCACAUCCUGCUGCUGAGCCACAACGUGUCCAGCAGGCUCAGCCAGCUGGAGGGCACUGGGCUGAGGAGGGCAGAGGUGGAGGCUCAGGAGACAGCUUUUCAGCAAGACACCAGAGGGGACAACCUCUUCCUGAACUCCCUGUGGAAAGAGCUGCAGCAGACCAGAGCUGAGCUGAAGGCCUCGCAGCAGUGGGCAGCCCAGCACUUACUGCCAGCAGGGUGUGAAACAGCAAUUCUAUUCCCAAUGCGUUCAAAGAAGAUAUUUGGCAGCGUUCACCCAACUGCUGGAAUGACCCUUCACUCCUUCACUGCCUGUAUCUGGAUCAGGGUGACUGAGGCUUUGGACAAAACCAUUGUCUUCUCCUACGGAACCAAGUUCAAUCCAUAUGAAAUCCAGCUUUACCUCAGCCAGGAGUCUGCAGUGCUGGUCGUUGGUGGCAGCCAGCACAAGUUGGCUGUUGAAAAUGUAGUUGCUUCUGGGAAGUGGAUCCAUCUCUGUGGCACCUGGAGCUCAGGGAACGGAUCUGCCUCCCUGUGGGUGCAGGGAGAGCUUGAAGGCAGUGCCCUGGGCUUUGCCACCGCCCACACCAUUCCAGAAGGAGGGAUUUUGCAGAUUGGUCAAGAAAAGAACGGCUGCUGCGUUGGAGGUGGAUUUGAUGAAGCUUUAGCCUUCUCUGGAAGGUUAACUGGCUUUAACAUGUGGGACAGAGUGCUGAGUGCCAGGGAGAUUGCAGCACAGAGCGGGGAAGGUGGGUGCAGUAUCAGGGGCAACGUCGUCGGGUGGGGAGUCACAGAAGUUCUGCCCUAUGGAGGAGCCCAGUACGUUUCCUAA
This is a messenger RNA of Chaetura pelagica (chimney swift), 1275 nucleotides long. It is a transcript of the gene PTX3, whose product is annotated as pentraxin 3, long. Gene Ontology annotation, biological process: innate immune response. Gene Ontology annotation, molecular function: complement component C1q complex binding. The record is from RefSeq and is a predicted model, not a curated record. Lineage: Eukaryota; Metazoa; Chordata; Aves; Apodiformes; Apodidae.